AUGAACUCGAUCGACACUGAAAACCGAAGUGUGCCUGAUGAGGAAAGCCCACUGCUAUCUCAAUCACCUCAAUCGGAGACCGCCGAGCCAAAAGGCAAGGCCGUAGCGGGAGUAGCCACCAUUAUCGCAGUAUUGCUACUUGGCGAAUUUAUUUCCAAUGCCGAUGCUACUCUGGUCAUGGCAGCAGCAGGGCGUAUAUCCUCCGAAUUCAAUAGACUACGCGAUGCCAGUUGGUUGUCCACUGGGUAUACCCUCGGUCUUUGUGCAGCCCAACCGAUGUACGGCAAAUUGAGCGAUAUCUACGGUCGGAGGCCACUACUGCUUAUUUCCUACUUCCUGUUUGCAGUGGGAUGUAUUCUAAGUGGUGUUGGUUCUCAGAUGUGGAUGGUUGUCCUAGGCCGAGCCAUCAGUGGUAGUGGCGGAGCAGGCAUUAUGACAAUAAGCUCAAUUGUUAUUACAGACAUUGUCCCCAAGCGCGAAGUGGCGAGCUGGAGAGCAUAUGUUAACAUUGCCAUGACCCUUGGUCGCUCUCUCGGUGGUCCUAUAGGUGGAUGGCUGAGUGAUACAGUAGGAUGGCGCUGGCUGUUCAUUCUUCAAGCGCCAUUCCUUGCCCUAGCUGCAGUACUGGUAGUACUAAAGCUGAAUCUCGCAGAAAAGACUGAUCCCAACUCCAAGGAGAGUAAAUUUGGCAAAAUCGACUUUCUGGGAACAUCACUUCUAGGAUCUUCCAUUACGGCCAUGACUCUUCUGCUCGACCAGGGUGGAAAGUCGUUCCCUUGGUAUUCAUGGUGGACCAUCUUACUAGCAAGUGGUGGUAUAUUACUCUUAGUAGGGUUCGUUCUUGUUGAAACCUACGUUGCCCGCGAACCAAUAUUUAAUCUGCGCAUUCUUCGUCGACCAAACGUAUCUGCAGCAUACACUAUCGGAGCCCUUCAGGUUACAGCGCAACUGGGCAUGCUAUUUUCGGUUCCGUUAUAUUUCCAAGUGACCCAGCGAGCAUCGACAACAGCAGCAGGUGUUCAUCUCGUUCCAGCUGUGGUUGGAAAUACCCUAGGCUCACUAGUCGCUGGAUUAUUCAUCAGAAGAACAGGACGGUACAAGAUCUUGCUUAUCGCGGCUGGCAUUGUCGCAUCAAUUUCCUACGUCCUCCUUUUCCUCCGUUGGGAGGGAAACAGCGGCUUCUGGGAGUCUUUGUAUAUCCUGCCAGGUGGUCUCGGAACAGGGAUUGCCUCCGCCUCCGCCUUUGUAGCAAUGACAGCCCUUCUUCCUCCAGAGGAGGUAGCCAUGGCUACUGCAGGAUACAUGCUUCUAGUCGGCUUCUCAAUGACAGCUGGAGUAACGACUUCGAAUUCGGUUCUGGGCAUGGAGUUCCAGCGUGAGCUGCGGAAGAAUCUCCAAGGGCCUGGAUCUGAGAAGGUUGUUAAACGAGCCAUGGCUGAUACGAAUUAUAUUGCCCAUCUUACUGGGAAAAUACGGGAGAUUGUGAUAUCUUCUUAUAUCGGAGGACUUAAGCAUACAUAUCUGGUCUCUCUUGCUUGUUCUUUACUUGCGUCCUUUACCGGGUUAUUCAUCCACCAUCAUCAGCUCUAG
Molecule: messenger RNA, 1590 nt
Organism: Penicillium antarcticum
Lineage: Eukaryota; Fungi; Ascomycota; Eurotiomycetes; Eurotiales; Aspergillaceae
Exons: 7
Coding region: 1-1590 (529 amino acids)
Biological process (GO): transmembrane transport; basic amino acid transport
Cellular component (GO): fungal-type vacuole membrane
Molecular function (GO): basic amino acid transmembrane transporter activity
Source: RefSeq, a predicted model, not a curated record